Verticillium nonalfalfae is the source of this 2037-nucleotide messenger RNA. RefSeq lists its product as uncharacterized. The coding region runs from base 1 to 2037 and encodes 678 amino acids. The transcript has 3 exons. Gene Ontology annotation, molecular function: chitin synthase activity. NCBI's taxonomy places the organism in Eukaryota, Fungi, Ascomycota, Sordariomycetes, Glomerellales, Plectosphaerellaceae. Gene Ontology annotation, cellular component: cell periphery; cell septum. The record is from RefSeq and is a predicted model, not a curated record.
AUGUCUGACGAUGAUAUGGACGAUUGGCCAGUGCAAGACAUAAUAUACACCUCCAUUGUGGGGGUUGUGAUGCUUGCUGCUGUGCUGGAGUGGUUUCUUUGGAUCGCUGCAUUUCUCUAUUGCCUCUGGAAGGUCUUCGUCAAAGCAGAACACUGGACCAUCAGAGUGCUUUCCGUCGUCGUUGCCGUACUUUUCACAGCGCUGAGGUCCAUCUUCCUUCCCAUUAUGGUUGUCACCCUGCCGCUUCCCGCUGCUGUCGUCGGAGUUUGGCCAGCUGGCAUGGUCGAGAUUCUGCAAUGGUUCGGAUUUUGGUGUUUUGCUGGUCUUCUAACAGUUCCCUGGCUCUUUUGCAUCUACCAGCUGGUCACCAAUCAACUCGGCCGCACCAAGAGAAUCAAGCAGGUCCUCGAUGAAGUGUCUGCACCUAAAGUUGUCAUUGUCAUGCCAUGCUACAAGGAGGAACCGGAUAUACUCGUCAAGGCUGUCAAUUCUGUUGUUGACUGCGACUAUCCACCGUCAUGUAUCCAUGUCUUCUUGUCGUUCGAUGGCGACCAGGAGGAUGAACUCUACCUAAGGACCAUUGAGAGUCUGGGCAUUUCCUUGACCCUCGAGUCCUACCCCAAGAGUAUCGACGUCAUUUACAAAGAGGCACGUAUAACAGUCUCCAGAUUCUCGCAUGGCGGUAAGAGACACUGUCAGAAGGCCACGUUCGAGCUCAUCGAUAAAGUCUAUCGGCACUACAUCCAGCGCAACGACAACUUGUUCAUUCUUUUCAUCGACUCGGAUUGCAUUUUGGAUCGACAUUGUCUGCAGAACUUCGUCUAUGACAUGGAGCUGAGCCCAGGUAACCGACGAGACAUGCUGGCCAUGACUGGAGUCAUCACAUCCACCACCAGGAAGCACAGCCUCAUAACGAUUCUUCAAGACAUAGAGUACGUCCACGGACAGCUCUUUGAGCGCACUGUCGAGUCAGGAUGUGGCUCUGUCACUUGCCUGCCCGGUGCUCUGACAAUGCUCCGGUUCUCUGCAUUCCGUAGGAUGGCGAAAUACUAUUUCGCAGACAAGGCCGAGCAGUGCGACGACCUCUUCGACUUCGCCAAAUGCCACCUGGGAGAAGAUCGUUGGCUGACGCAUUUGUUCAUGAUCGGAGCGAAGAAGCGGUAUCAGAUCCAAAUGUGCACAUCCGCCUUCUGCAAAACAGAGGCCGCGCAAACGACCAAGUCCCUCAUCAAACAACGUCGAAGAUGGUUUCUAGGUUUCAUCACCAAUGAAGCGUGCAUGCUCACGGACUGGCGGCUUUGGAAACGGUAUCCGGUCCUCAUCUUCGUUCGCUUCAUGCAGAAUACAAUCCGCACAACGGCUCUAUUGUUCUUUAUCAUGGUCCUCGCCAUCAUCACAACGUCGAAAAAGGUUGACCAGCUGCCUGUCGGGUUCAUCGCCGUUUCCCUGGGGCUGAACUGGCUUCUGAUGAUAUAUUUUGGAGCCAAGCUGAAGCGGUUCAAGGUUUGGCUGUACCCGAUGAUGUUCGUGGUCAACCCCUUCUUUAACUGGUUCUACAUGGUGUACGGUAUCUUCACGGCCGGGCAGAGGACGUGGGGUGGUCCUCGAGCGGACGGUGCAGAAGCGAAUCCGGGCACGACAGCCCAGGAAGCCGCCGCGGGCCGGAGAUGGAGCCUUAACAAGGGAAACCAAGGCGGUGGCCUCGGCAGAAAGACCAGCGUGGUACGGCCGCCGGAUAAGAUCGACGGCCGUUUCGCAGCGCGGAAUCAGCUGCACGGAGGCUUCUUCACACACGGCGACGAGUCUCUCGUCAGCAUCGCAGCCGGCGGGAGUGGAGAGGCGUCGGAGCCUGGCACCCGCUUGGCGCCUGAUCCUCGUGAAAGCUUCGACAGCACUCUCCAUAGUCAGACUGACGGCAACUAUGGGGCUCCUCCGCGUCGAUUGGAAAGCGUCAUGGACGAGGAGGACCGGAAGAAGUUCGAACUCGCACAGCAGAGCCAGUCGUACAUCAUUUUACGGCCAGCUCCAAUCGUGUAG